UCGUUCAAUGAAAAAAAAAAGUGUUGAGAUUGAGCUACUAAACACAGUUGCAGAAGUAAGCAGUGUUCUGCGGGUAAACCCAGAACCCUAUUAUUGCUUUGGCUCUGAAAAUGGUGGUGAGGAUUCGGCUCUCGCGGUUCGGAUGCAAGAACAAACCCUUCUAUCGGGUCAUGGCUGCUGAAAGCAGAUCUCCCAGAGAUGGCAAACACAUUGAAGUUCUCGGUUAAUACAAUCCCUUACCAGGUCAAGAUGGUGGCAAGAGAAUGGGUCUCAACUUCGAAAGGGUGAAGUAUUGGCUUUCUGUUGGAGCUCAGCCUUCAGAGCCUGUGGAACGGCUUCUAUUCAGAGCUGGAGUACUGCCCCCACCACCUAUGGUGGCAAUGGGGCGUAAAGGUGGACUGCGUGAUACUCGCCCUGUCGAUGCUCUAACUGGGCGUGUGCUGAAUCAAGAGAAGCCUGCCAAUGAGAAGAACAAUGACCAUGAACAUGAAGCUGCUGAAAACCCUUUUUAGGGUUCUUACAGGAGAACUGAAUAGAAUAACUACUGUUUUCUUGGAGAAGUUGGGUUCUUUUCUGGGGUAAGACACUCAUCAAAUUUGUAGGCCAAUAACUAUUAUGUGUAAUUCAGUCAAUGAAAGUGAAUUGAUAGGCUAUCCUACUCUGAUUUGCAUGCUACUUUUGUUUUUGUGGAACUUUUUAAAGCUGCUAGGGCGAUAGCAAAGGUAGUUCAUUUUAUUUUGGGCUAAUUCCUUCAUUGCCCUGUAAAUGGAUUUGUGGAAUUUUGUACUCUCCAAUAGAUUUCUUUGUUU
Vigna umbellata (rice bean) is the source of this 809-nucleotide messenger RNA. RefSeq names its product Ribosomal protein S16 family protein. Gene Ontology annotation, cellular component: small ribosomal subunit; ribosome. Gene Ontology annotation, molecular function: structural constituent of ribosome. The record is from RefSeq and is a predicted model, not a curated record. Gene Ontology annotation, biological process: mitochondrial translation. NCBI's taxonomy places the organism in Eukaryota, Viridiplantae, Streptophyta, Magnoliopsida, Fabales, Fabaceae.